Messenger RNA from Parathielavia appendiculata, 1256 nucleotides. RefSeq lists its product as uncharacterized. The coding region runs from base 155 to 1153 and encodes 332 amino acids. The transcript is spliced from 3 exons. Lineage: Eukaryota; Fungi; Ascomycota; Sordariomycetes; Sordariales; Chaetomiaceae. The record is from RefSeq and is a predicted model, not a curated record.
GUGCUCGAAGCUCAAGACUCCAAGCAGAAGCUCGGGCCAUUCUCCGGGCUCGAAACUCUUGGCGUCCCAAGGCACUGUACCCACACCUUUCACAGCUCUCUCUGAACUCAUUCAUCUCACGUCACGCCAUGAGAGGUGAUAUCUCCACAACAUCAUGAUGAAGACACAACUGAGGCCGCUUGGCCUCGUUUUAUGGUCUGGGAGUUUCAACACUGGCAGAGAGGGCGGACUCAAUACGUUGCGGCAGAUCUCGCGAUUCACUUCCGUCACCUCCUCGACCCCAUUCACACCAUCACCACCUUCACCACCAUCGGCUCGCGCGUCAUGUCGUCUUCAGUUCGGGAGUUUGAACAGGAUACUUUCAAGGCAGUGGAUCAGGAGGACAGCAUUUUCCACGGGCCCAGUACGGAGGUCGAACGGAGGGAAUUCGCAGAACCCUGUUGAGGGAAAUGAGGGCACACACGCCGCCGGAGGGAAGGCUGCCUAUCCUGAGCGGUUGAUCAUCUACCAUGCCGGCACAGGGAAAACCACCUUCUUGGCCUGCCUCAAACUAACCACCCUCUUCGUCUUUGGCUUUUUCGACAUGAUCAUGACACCCGCGUACAUCGCGGCGGGGGAGCCUUUCCUCAAAACAGCGGGCGGUAUGACCCCCUCUCCCUCCCUUUCUGCUUCAGUCCUCCCCUGCCUAUGCCUCCCACAUCCACUAAACAACCGGAACACUACAGUCGCCCUUUGCGGCCUGAUCCCCGCUGUCUACGUUGCCUGGAGCACGGGGCCCUUCGUGGCGGCCAUCCACAUGCAUCUGCCACCCUACGCGCGGUGGUCGCGCGCCAUCCUCGAGCGCUUCGCGCGUACGGCGCCGCUCAACACGCGCCUCGACAUCACCACCAUGACCCUGAUUGGCAAGCCCCGCGUCAGCUCCAUGACGCUGGGGGACCUGCGGCCCGAGAGCAGGCGGUUCGGCAUGGUCAACUACGUGCGCGACACGACGCUGGCGAACGCGCAGCGCAAAUGGUGGCGGUUCCGGGCCGUGGGGGAGUUCAAUGUGCAACCGCAGCAGGGGAGUGGCGGGGUGAAGACGGGGUGGGUGUGGAACGAGGUGAAGGAGGGGAUUGACAGGAGAGUUGCGGCGGCGGGCGAGAAGGGGAAGUGAUACCCCGCGUAUCUGUGGUGUGGAAUAUUCAGGCUCAGGUGGAUGAGACCUACUGUAUAUUAUGUAUUUGUAUGUUCACGGGAGUUCUGAUGGCGAUUGUGAA